Knipowitschia caucasica is the source of this 231-nucleotide messenger RNA. NCBI's taxonomy places the organism in Eukaryota, Metazoa, Chordata, Actinopteri, Gobiiformes, Gobiidae. The record is from the annotation of a GenBank genome assembly.
AUGUUUCUUACUCUCAGCUUCUUCAGCUUCACUGGCACGGCUUCUGGCGAUGAGCAGGAAAUUAAGAUGGAUCUGAGGAUUGGGAGAAAGUGGACGAUCAGCAGCACUUUAGUAGUCACAGCUGCCCUGGGGCAGUUACUCAAACUCCAGACUCUUGGAGGUGAAGUGGCUCUCCCGUGCGAGCCCGUGGCUUCAUCAGACCAGAGAGCAGAGGACUGUUGUGGGUUAUGA